This is a messenger RNA of Somion occarium, 1802 nucleotides long. The record is from the annotation of a GenBank genome assembly. Lineage: Eukaryota; Fungi; Basidiomycota; Agaricomycetes; Polyporales; Cerrenaceae.
UGCGUGUCUUUUAUCUUCCUUUCCUUUCUUUUAAGCCAUAUGCACUGCAGCUCUUCCAAGUUGUUCGUCGCAAAGUCCGAAAGUUACUCAAGAUAGUCUGAAGGAGUAAAGCGGCUCGAAAAUGCAGAUUUCAAGAGGUGGAAACGAGGCUGUUAAAGAGGAUGAGGCAAUUGCGCGAAUAACUGCGAAUAUGAAUGGCGGUCCAUAGCGGCCCGAUAUCCAUAAUUAACUAAACGCCUAAUCUGCCAGCCAUGGUCCCACAGUUCGUUGCUUAACAUGAUGAACAAUUUCUUUCUAACUAUUGUCUUAGCGGUUUCUUGCACUUACAGACGAUAUGUCGUCCACAGCAGUUCCAGAUGCCCGAGAAAUUAGUCGACGUACUGGUUCUGAAACGGCGAGUGACCUUUCUUCGGGCCGCGUAAACACUGCUGAGGGGUCAGAUGUUGCUGGCACCAGCAAUAAAAACGCUCUCGAAGCCCGUAAGGACAACAUUGUCGAACGGGGCGAUGAUCAAGUUAAAAGGAGGCCAAUUCCACGAAGGAGGAAGAAGCAAGAAGAGACAUCUUGGAUCAUGGUCUUGACUCCCAUACUACUCGUCUUGUUCGCAUACGUCGCGUUACGCGUUAGUGCUGCUGUGGCAAAUCCGAAGCCCAAGUUUAACUGGGCCAAUACAAAAUAUGUAUAUGCCUUUGGUGACUCGUACACGUUUGUUGGAGGCACGAAAGGCCAUGCGAACUUCAGUUUCAUUGGUGAUCUGGAUAAUCUCCUUCCCAGCCGUCAAGAACUGCUUUCUAGCGAAAUAAUACCUCACAAUACGAGCUCAGACGGGUCAAACUGGAUUGAGUUCCUGACGGGUUGCUUCGAAGGCCAACCCGCCCAAUGUUUCCCUCAUCAACUUUGGGACUUUGCAUUCGCAGGUGCCGAUAUUGAUGGAAAGCUGUUGCCUCUUCAUCAUUCAUUCACCGUUCCUCUUGUCGAUCAAGUCAGACAAUGGGUGACUUCUGCUUCAAACGUGAUUCCUCAUCCCGCAGAUCAAACAAUCACUUUCUGGUGGGUUGGUAUCAAUGACACGGGUGAUACUGUGACUAAUGCCACCAUCACUGACUUUCCCGCUUUCUGGGAAGAAGAAAUGACUUCAUACUUCAAAGCUGUGGAAUUCGCAGUCACACGAAGUUUAUCCGGCACGCACUUCUUCAUAAACGUCCCACCAGAACACCGAAAUCCCAGUUUCGUCAACACACCCCGAGCACCCAUCAUCCAAGCCCACAUCCAGCAAUUCAACUCAAUCUUGAACGUACACGUGAAACAAUUCGCUGACAAGUUCAGAGAGUUGAACGUGUUGACGUUUGAUGCGUUCGAGUUCUUCAACAAGAUUUUAGAUCAUCAUGAGGAGUUCGGCUUCAAGAAUAUCACAGGGUUCUGUCAAUGCUCGGAUCCAAAGUUUUUCUGGUUUGAUGCUGGACAUCCUACCGAACGUGUACAUAAGCUGAUCGCCGAGGCUAUCGAAGACCAACUCGUUGAGGCAUCGCGUUGAUGCAUCUUUGAGAUGGUUGCCUACGGCACAGUCCAUCUGCUAGAUUAUUUGGUGCCCACCCAACUCACGUAUUUGGAUGUAAUCUGCUUCCUCUACACGUAUUUGGAGACACUAGGAAGAGACAGACUAAGAUGAAUUCCAGACGUCAGCAAGAAUCGAGAGCUACUGUAUGUAUGUACACGUUGCAACCAAACGCAACCACGUGCAGAACGUUAUAAGAUGAAGGUGGGAAACCUUCAAGGAAAAGAAAUAAAAUGAACUAAUAGGU